UAUGAUUGAUUUGAGAUUUUUUUUUUUGGCUGUUGUUGCUGCUAACCACUUUUUGAUCAUUAUCUUUUAUCAACAUAGUAACAAGUUAUUGUUUCUUUGGGAGUUUUUUUUUGGUUUUGUUCCAUUUUUUUAAUAUUUAAUGAUGCUGCUCAUGACGGCACAUCAGUGGUCUAAAAAACGGACUAUUUCAUCGCCAUAAAUCUGGACAUUGAUUGAUUUUAUGAUACGAGAAAAAAAAUAAAUUCGAAAAAAUGAAGAUUGAACAAUCCAUUCAAAAACUUAAUAUUAAUAAUACAAAUUCAACGACAACAAUGACGACGAUGGCAUCGUCUACAUCACCACCAUCAACAUCGUCAUUAUAUACAUAUAAUGAUGUAACAUCACAACAACAACAGCAACAACCAAUUCAUUGGAAUCCGAAUCCAUUUUCAACAACAACAUUGGCAAACAACAAAUCUAGUUCCAACACAUUAUCCACCUCUUCAACAUCAGAAUAAUUUUCAAGCACAAUCAUUUUUUAUUCAACAUCAAGGAAUUUUUCCACAAUCACCACCAAUACCACCACCACCGCCGCCAACAUUUUUGAUUGGUACAAUGCCCAUGAUUAAUCAUCAAUCGAUUGUGCCACCAUCAUUAUCAUCAUCAUCAACACAGCAUCAUCAUCAGCAACAACAACAACAAUCAGCAUUUAAUAAUCAAUUUUAUGAUAAAAAUUAUCCAGAAAUGCCUAUGGUGAAUAAUUCGAAUUAUGAAUUACAACAACAAUUAUCGAAUUUUUCAAUUAACAAUAAUUAUAAUAUGAAUGAUGAUGAUCAAAUACAACGGCCACAGCAACAACAGCAUUCGCAACAAUUUAAUCGAUCCACAGCAACAACAACAACAACAACAAAUGAAUUGUUGAAUAAUAAAUCAAUGGAUCAAAAGCGAUUACCAACAAAUAAUAAUAGUCGUAAACCUAAUUGGACAAAAAUAAAUGUAAAUGAUUUAUUUGAAAUGUCUAAACCAAAUUUUAGAAAUAAUAGAAGAUUAUUAAAUGAUGAUCAUCAUCAUGCAUUAUUGCCAACACCAUCAACGGCGACUACGGCUACGAAUAGUAUACAUCAUCAAUAUUUUAAUAAUACAAACACAUCUGGUGGUGAUUUUGGUGGCGGUACUAAUAAUGAUCGUAAAAAUGUGAAUAAAAAUCGUCAAAAAAGAUUGUUUAUGAAUAAAGAUGAUGAAAAUCGAUUGAAAUUUAACAAUGAAGAACCACGACGACAACAACAACAACAACAGCAGCAAGAAGAACAAUUGAAACGUUUAAAAUUAAAUCGAUUAGAAGAUAAACAUUUGGAGAAUAUUUUAGCAAAAUUUGGUCAUGAUCUAAUUGAAACUGAAUGUCAUAUACAACGAAUAAUUUCAUCAUAUUCACAGCGUACAUGUACAUAUCUUUAUUCAAUUAUUUGGAUAUAUUUUGAACAUCUUGAACAACGAUUAAAUUUUCAUCAUGAUAAUAAUGAUCCAAAUACAUUAUCAUAUACAGACUUAUUAGAUGGCCGUCAAUAUCAAUAUACGGAUUUUUGUUCAUAUGGAAAAAGAUUUCAAAUUUUUCUUAACCAUUCAAAUUGGUUUAAACCAAUUGAAUUGGAACAAUUUCUAUGUCUUAUAAAACAUUAUGAAAAAUUACAUCCAAAAGAUAUAUUGGAAUUUCGUCAAUAUUUGUUGCAUCUACGAUUACAAUUACAACGAAAUAAUAGAAAUAAUAAUAAUAAUAAUUACUUUAAUCGUUCAAUAAAAUUAAAUUAUUCGAUUGAUUAUCGUUCGGUUACAUAUGAAACAUUUGAUCAAAGAAUGCUUUAUAACAACGUGAUUCAAUUGAAUGGUUUCAAAGAAAAAUUCAAUGAAUUUAAUUCCACAUAUUCAUUAUCGAAAGAAUCACGUUCACAUAUGAUGAAAUUUGUACAAAUGUUUGAACAAAUGCUGUACACUCAUUUUGAACAAUUUCGACCUCGUGUACAUACAUUUGGAUCCAUUUCCAAUGGCCUCGGUACAUCGAAUUCGGAUUUUGAUCUUUUCAUACAAUUUGAAAAGAUCAAUGCAGAUAUAUUGGAUUUUCAUACAUCAAUGAUGGCAUUAGAAGUGAUUGAAAAGCUGAUGAAAAUUGAAUUUGGUCUACAAUUACGUAAUGAUCAAUCAACAAUCAUACAUAGUCGUCGUUGUCCAAUAAUUAAAUUGAAUUUUCAUCAAUGUUUACGACAUUUGAAAUUGGAAAUGCCUAGGCAGCAGCAAAUGAGAAUGGAAUUUACAAAAUGUGAUAUAAGUAUAGUUUCAAUGUAUGGUGUACAUAAUAGCCGUUUAUUGAAUUUUUUCACCCGAUAUGAUCGACGUUUCUAUGAGCUAACAAUGGCAUUGAAAUAUUGGGCCAAAACCAAUGAAUUGAUAUCGACACAUAUGUUCUCCACAUAUGCAUUCACAAUGUUGAUUGUAUUUUUUCUACAGCAACAAGAUCCACCAAUUCUGCCUACCGUUGGUUAUUUGAAUCGUUUGGCUAAAAAAUCGAAAAAUUCCAAAAAACAAAUCCUUCAUAGAUGGGAUUUUAAUUUCUAUGAUGAUGAUAUCGAAUUGAUUGGUAGAAGCAAAAAUCGAAAAUCGACGCCAUCAUUGUUUGUUGAAUUUUUCAAGUAUUACAAUGAAUUCAAUUUUUUCCUAAACGCCAUAAGACCACGGCAAGGUGUUCACAUCAAUAAAUACAAAUUAGCCGCAGAAAAAGAAAUAAAUAAUUUCCACACGUUCAAUAUGUCAUCAUUUUUUUGUAUUGAAGAUCCAUUUGUUUUGGAUCAUAAUGUUGCAUAUAAUGUACGAACAAGGAAUGUACAUCGAUUUUUUGUUUGUCUAAAAACGGUUGCUGAUCGUAUUGAUGAAAAUAAUUGUCUGGAUAUAUUGUUGGAGAAACAAUUAUCAUGGGAUCAGAAUCCAGAUAUAUUUCCACCAUGUAAUCUAUAUCGAUAUGAAUUAAUAUUGAAUGAAGAUGAUUGUCAAUAUGAAUUACGACAACGAAAAAAAUCAUUAAAAACAUUUAAUGAUGUGGAUCAAAUGUGGCAAUUGAUAAUGAAAUUUUUCCAUCAUAUCAUUGAUCAAUUAUUGACAAAUUAUUUUUUCAUGCCAACAUUCACAUUGAAUUUAUCACAACAUGAUCAUAUGAUUAGCUGUCAUCCACAUUGGCCAACAUUGGACAAAAUUAUUCAUUCACAACAUUGGCAACAAUUAAGUCAAUUUGUACAGAGUAAAACACCUGGAUCAAUCGAUUUGUUAAGAUGUUUUCGUAAACGAUUCCGUAAAGAACUAAAUGAAUUUGAAAAUCAAAGAGCCAACAACAACACCAUAAACAAUUCUGAUGAUGAUAAUGAUGACAAUGAAGAAUGGUUCAAUAUUUCAUAUUCAUAUCGUCCAGGUGAUUCAAAUAAUUUUGCCAAUUUCAAUGUACAAGCUGUACGUUCAUCAACAUUUGCCGUACUGGAUGUGGUUAUUGCAACAUUACAAACAUUUUUUCAUGCUAUUGAUCGUUCAGAUCCAAUGGAAACAUUUGGACAAUGUUAUCAUAGAUUUCUAUUGAAUGCAGACGAUGAUUAAUUGGGACUUAUAUAUAUAUAUUUUUUUGGUUCAAUUUUGCUCACUAAACACACAAACAUUGACACACACACACACACGACUGAAUGAAUCUGCAUGAAAAUUAAUUUAUUAUAUAUAUCAUUCAUAUGUUCAAAAUGUUGUGAUUUUUAAUUGUAUGUAUAUCAUUCAUAUGUUCAAAAUGUUGUGAUUUUUAAUUGUAUGAAUUGUAUGGAUUUUUUUUUAAUUAAUAAAAAUUAAUAUACGAAAAAAAAC
Messenger RNA from Dermatophagoides farinae (American house dust mite), 3861 nucleotides. RefSeq lists its product as uncharacterized. Gene Ontology annotation, molecular function: RNA uridylyltransferase activity. The record is from RefSeq and is a predicted model, not a curated record. NCBI's taxonomy places the organism in Eukaryota, Metazoa, Arthropoda, Arachnida, Sarcoptiformes, Pyroglyphidae.